Brassica oleracea var. oleracea is the source of this 3099-nucleotide messenger RNA. RefSeq lists its product as uncharacterized. The record is from RefSeq and is a predicted model, not a curated record. NCBI's taxonomy places the organism in Eukaryota, Viridiplantae, Streptophyta, Magnoliopsida, Brassicales, Brassicaceae. Bases 1 to 3099 code for a protein of 1032 amino acids. Gene Ontology annotation, molecular function: RNA-DNA hybrid ribonuclease activity; nucleic acid binding. The transcript is spliced from 5 exons.
AUGUACCACAAAAGGGAUUCCCAUGACACGAAGGAAUGCAAGGUCCUCAUCGGGCAGUUUUUCGACGAGAUCACUAAUGGGACAAUCCAAAUGCCCACCUCUCCUACGACACCGAAAAACACCAAAAGCUGGAGUAAGAGCAAGGAGAAGAAGGCACAGAAGUCUCAAAAGAACACGGCCCCGAGCGAGGAAAGAGCAAGCCCUGAGCGUACUCCCAUCAACAACGUCGGCCCCGCCAACGAUUCGUCGGAAGACGAACACCCGCGUCGCCGACAGCGAGUGGAAGUCAUACUCUCUCGUCCUUACGACUCCUCUGAUGACGAUGUCCCGACAGUGCAACCAAAUCUGCGCGAUAUAUUGGACAGCAAGGAUAAGCAAUCUCUCGCUCCCUCGACAACAGAUAAAGACCUGCGCACUCUAUUGAAGCGAAAAAGCGCCACGAACGAAAACACAGGAACCGCCGACCUCCGUGCGACCAUUUCAAAAUGCAACGCUCGGAGAGUCGGUCAAACUGGCGACCUUUGCGACCAGCUCAAUUCGAAGGCCGACGAUCUGAGAAUCCAACUCAACCGUUUGAAAGGGUCCGAUCUGCGACGCCGUCUCGAAUCAAAAAAGAAACAGGCCGCAGAAACUCCUACAUUCGAGAACACAACUGACGAUUUGAGGAAGCAACUCGAAUCAAUGCGAGCUACCCGAGCCCCGCACAUUAGUGUCAUAAUGGGCGUAUCACCACCUUGCGGUGACUCGGUUCGAGCCGUCAAAGAUUACAAACGUCAAGCAACCACCUCUCAGAAGUGGCCUUCUCCAGUUGAAAAUGAUCACCAGAUCACUUUUUCGGCACUAGACACCAAGGGCGUCCACAUGCCAUAUAACGAUCCUCUCCUCGUCGACCUGGACAUCGGCGAAUGUCUGGUCGCAAAAGUCCUUAUCGAUACCGGCAGCUCAGUCGAUCUCAUCUUUCGCGACACACUUGACAAGAUGGGAGUCGAUUUACGAGAUAUGAAGCCUUCCUCUCGCACGCUCACCGGCUUCAACGGAGCAUCGGAGCAAAUGAUCCGGACAAUUCGCCUUCCAGUUUACGCAGGGGGUAUAACCCGCACCGUCAAGUUCUCCGUCAUCCGCGCCAAAGCACCCUAUAAUGCCAUACUCGGAACACCAUGGCUGCAUUCCAUGAAAGCCGUCCCUUCGACUUAUCAUCAAUGCGUCAAAUUUCUCGGAAAAGAUGGCAAAACUCAGACGAUUCAUGGAGAUCAGCAAGCCGCGGGAGAACUACUGAUCGCAACUGUAAAAAUGCAGCAACAAGAUUCCCUUGUCAACUCCGUCAGUAAACCGCUCAACAAGAUAUACCCCAGAAGGAGGAAGUUCGCGAAGUCGCAAUUGAUGAAUCCGACCCGACGAAAAUCAUCCGAGUUGGCGUCUACCUGCCCGACGACGUAUGUUCAAGGAUUAUCUCUUUCGUCAAAGACAACGCCUCGACAACGAUCUAAAGCCGUAAACGAAGAAGUCAACAGGCUCCUCGACGCGGGUUUCAUUACCGAAGUACGCUACCCCGAAUGGUUGGCUAACCCGGUCGUCGUCAAAAAGAGAAACGGCAAAUGGCGCAUAUUCGUCGACUUCACGGACCUCAACAGGGCGUGCCCAAAGGACAGUUAUCCACUCCCUCAUAUUGAUCGUCUCGUCGAAUCAACUGCUGGUAACGAACUUCUAACCUUCAUGGACGCGUUCUCGGGAUACAAUCAGAUCUUGAUGCAUCCCGACGAUCGCGAGAAGACGGAAUUCAUCACCGACAGAGGGACCUACUGCUACAAGCUUGGCAACACCAUGGAAGUGUACAUCGACGACAUGUUAGUCAAAUCGCUCAAGGCCGAUGAUCACCUAGACAACUUACGCGACUGCUUCAAGAUCUUAAACGACUACGGGAUGAAGCUCAACCCGGCCAAGGGCAAUAAGAGGUUCGUCUGGGACGAAAAGUGCGAGGAGGCGUUUAAUCAAGUCAAGCAUUACCUCACAACCCCCCCAGUACUAUCAAAGCCAGAAGCCGGCGACACAUUGUCUCUCUACAUAGCCGUCACAUCCUCCGCCGUCAGCAGCGUGCUCAUUCGAGAAGAUCGAGGAGAACAGAAGCCAAUCUUUUACACAAGUAAAAGAAUGACCGAGCCGGAGACGAGAUACCCAACACUCGAAAAGAUGGCCUUAGCUGUCUUCACCUCGGCCAGAAAACUGCGACCCUACUUUCAGUCGCACACGAUUGAAGUACUGUCCAACCAACCACUCAGAACGGUUAUGCAGAAUACUAACCAGCCAGAACGGUUGACUAAGUGGGCGAUGGAGCUGAGAGAACAUGACAUCGUGUACAAGAAUCGCACAGCAGCAAAGUCACAGGGUCGGGGGCAUGAGUGCAACUGCAAUCACCAACAGGAGAACUCAUCCGGCAGUCAUUCAGUUUUGGUUUUGCGGCGUCAAACAACGAAGCUGAGUACGAAUCCCUCACGUCUCGCCAAGGCAGUAAAGGCCAAAAGAAUCAGCGCUUACUGCGAUUCUCAACUUGUUGUAAGCCAGUACCACGGCGAUUACGACGUCCGCAACGAAAGGAUGGACGCCUACCUCAAACUCGUCCAAGACCUCACGCGAGACUUCGAGUUCUUCGAACUCACGAAGGUUCCUCGCGGAGAAAAUGUCUGUGCCGACGCCCUCGCUGCUCUAGGAAGCAAGCUACACGAUCAAGUCAAGAGGACAAUCCCAAUCCAUAAAAUCGAGAAACCGAGCAUCGACACGAAGGAGAAACAGACUGCAAUCGCAGCAGCGAUUAGCGAAGCGAUGGACAUCGACGAAGCAGAACCUCCUUCGCAGGAUGAUCAGCCAACAGAUUGGCGCAAGGAAAUCAUCGAUUAUCUCGCUGAAGGUUUAUUGUCCACCGAGAAAUGGGACGCGCUGCGACUGAAGCGACGUAGUGCGCACUACGUUGUCAUGGACGGGGAACUACACCGAUGGACCGCGAUGAAGGUGCUACUCAAAUGUAUCUCCGGCGAAGAAAAGAGACUAGUCAUGGCCGAGACACAUGAAGGAGCAGAAGGCAAUCACUCGGGCGGACGACCAUGA